Trichechus manatus latirostris (Florida manatee) is the source of this 1775-nucleotide messenger RNA. RefSeq names its product tropomodulin 1 (gene TMOD1). Gene Ontology annotation, biological process: muscle contraction; myofibril assembly; pointed-end actin filament capping. Gene Ontology annotation, molecular function: tropomyosin binding. The record is from RefSeq and is a predicted model, not a curated record. The transcript has 10 exons. Gene Ontology annotation, cellular component: striated muscle thin filament; cytoskeleton; myofibril. Lineage: Eukaryota; Metazoa; Chordata; Mammalia; Sirenia; Trichechidae. Bases 165 to 1244 code for a protein of 359 amino acids.
UCAUCUGUUCUCCAUGUGACACCCAGGGAGCUAGGGCUCAGGAAGGGCCUGAGCUGGAGAGGGAAGAAUGGAGGGUCAUCAGCUUAUCACUGGUAGCAGAAGCCACACAGGAGAAGGUCAUAGAUCUGCACAGAAGCUACAAAACAAAGACAAGUUCUCCCACGAUGUCAUACAGACGAGAACUAGAGAAAUAUCGUGACCUGGAUGAAGAUAAAAUCCUUGGAGCCCUAACAGAGGAAGAGCUCAGGACCCUGGAAAAUGAGCUGGAUGAGCUGGACCCUGAUAAUGCAUUGCUGCCUGCAGGCCUGAGGCAGAAGGAUCAGACCACCAAGGCGCCCACGGGCCCCUUUAAAAGAGAGGAGCUCUUGGAUCACUUGGAAAAGCAAGCAAAGGAGUUUAAGGACCGAGAAGAUCUGGUCCCCUACACAGGGGAAAAACGAGGAAAGGUCUGGGUCCCCAAGCAGAAGCCAAUGGAUCCCGUGCUGGAGAGUGUGACGCUGGAGCCGGAGUUGGAGGAGGCCUUGGCAAACGCCUCUGAUGCAGAACUCUGCGACAUCGCAGCUAUCCUAGGCAUGCACACCCUCAUGAGCAACCAGCAGUACUACCAGGCUCUGGGCAGCAGCUCCAUCGUGAACAAGGAGGGACUCAACAGUGUGAUCAAACCUACACAAUACAAACCUGUGCCAGAUGAAGAACCAAAUGCAACAGAUGUAGAAGAAACGCUGGAGCGGGUCAAGAACAACGACCCAAAACUUGAAGAGGUUAACCUCAAUAACAUCCGGAAUAUCCCCAUACCCACCCUCAAGGCGUACGCAGAAGCGCUGAAAGAGAACUCAUAUGUGAAGAAGUUCAGCAUUGUCGGGACGAGGAGCAAUGACCCUGUGGCGUAUGCCCUUGCUGAGAUGCUCAAGGUGAACAAGGUGAUGAAGACGCUGAAUGUGGAAUCCAACUUCAUUUCUGGAGCCGGGAUCCUGAGACUGGUAGAAGCCCUUCCACACAACACAUCUCUUGUGGAGCUAAAAAUUGAUAACCAGAGCCAGCCCCUGGGCAACAAAGUGGAAAUGGAGAUCGUGAGCAUGUUGGAAAAAAACGCAACGCUUCUCAAAUUCGGCUACCACUUCACCCAGCAGGGGCCCCGGCUGCGGGCGUCCAAUGCAAUGAUGAACAACAACGACCUUGUGAGGAAGAGGAGGCUCGCAGACUUGACUGGGCCCAUCAUUCCCAAGUGCAGGAGUGGCGUCUAGUGUAUGGAGGCGAAGCCCACGCCUUUGAACUGGACACGUUCUACCGAUCAUCUGUGCUCUGCCGGGAAAACCAGAAGGCAUAAUGCCGGCACAAAAUCCUUUUGUGGUUCAGUUCUUUAUGCACUAAGGUUUUAGGCUAACUAGUGGCUGUAGUGGAAAUUUUUCUAAAAUAUGGUUAAUGUGAAGUUUUUCUUUAGUCACAGAAGUUCAGUCUAGUUAUUAUUUAAAAACUAAGAAGCUCUCGAACUGGCAGAUCUUACGGAAGAUGGAGUUACACUAGCAGUGACUUAACCCCAGGAGCCCAAGUUCGGUGGCCUUUCUCUGCAGCGUUUCAGGUGUGUAAUACAUGAACAAACAGCACACUCUUCCACAGGGUUCUAGAAGCCUUAUACUUUAUUACAAAUUGAUCUUAGCGAUUUGGCAAAUAGAAAUAUCAUUUUUUUAUUAACCCUCCUUUAAGAAAAAUCCUUUAAUUCAAGAUUAAAGUUGCCAACUUGAAUAAUGGAUCAAGAACACAGUUUUUCCCUUUAA